UUUAAAUAAGAAGCCGAGAGCGAAAGAGGCUCACAAAGUAACUACAUUUACCAGUCAACGGCUUACAACACGUGUAAAAAAUACACAGCAAGCAAGCAAGAAAGAAAGCGAGCCACUCAAAAAGAAAAGCUUUCCGCCGCCGACAGAGUUCCCUUAUAGCUUUCUCUGAAAUAAAUGCGUUCGCCGCACAAAAGUCUCGGACCCACGAAACAACGCAGCUGCAUCAAAUAUUCGCAGUCGUCGCAGACGCGGCCGCUUCAUUAGCGUAAUUAUUAUUUCUCACCGCGGGGCGUGAAUGGUGGCUUGAUUGGAAGGCGUCAACAAUGGCUCGUUUGAUUGUUAGUGCUCGCGCGGGGCAUUAUGCGCCUUACUCCGGAUGAAAGAGAGUCUUGCGUGCGUGAAUUGUCGCGCAGAAGGGAAAUGUGCGCAUUAUCCCUUUCUGCGCGCCGGCGGUGUUGCUCCGUGCUGGCGGUCAACGAAUUUGGAAAACCUUUUAAGCAGCACCGGCCUCACAAGUGGCUCAGUCGGAAAGAGCUUAAAUUUAUCUAAUUUCAGGCUGCACUCACUCAGAAGCAUUUGAAACGAGUGUCCGCGGAGCCAGGAUGACUAUGGACGUGAAAGCAGAGCCCCACCAGAACAAAGGCAACCAGGAGUGCGCUGGGUGUGGAAAGCGCAUCACAGAGAGAUUUCUCCUCCAAGCGUUAGACAGAUACUGGCACGAAGAUUGCUUGAAGUGUGGAUGCUGUGACUGCAGAUUGGGCGAAGUUGGUUCAACCCUUUACACCAAGGCUAAUCUUAUCCUCUGUCGCAGAGAUUAUCUCAGGUUAUUUGGCAACACCGGCUACUGUGCAGCGUGCGCAAAGGUGAUCCCGGCGUUCGAGAUGGUGAUGCGUGCGCGCUCGAACGUCUACCACCUCGAGUGUUUCGCCUGUCAGCAGUGCAACCACAGGUUUUGCGUUGGUGACCGCUUCUACUUGUGCGAGAACAAAAUCCUCUGCGAGUACGACUACGAAGAGAGGCUUGUGUUCGCCAAUAUGGCCUACAACCCUUCCAGCCUGGCGCAUUUGAAGCGACAAGCAAGCCAACUGCCGCCGACCCCCCCUGGCGUGCUGAACGGCGGCGUGAUGCCUCCAGGGCCGCCUCCGCGCGGUGGCCUCGGGGACAUGAACAACAACACGUCAGGUAGCGGCAGCGGCGCGGCCAAGAGUCCUGCGGGAUGCUCUUCGCUGCAGCUGGGAGGCCCCGCGAGCUGAAGACGCUGAAGUCCAGCGCCCGCCUGACAAGUAUACGACGAAGGAAGGACUCCGCAUCCUCUGUGUAAAUAGAGCUAGGACCAACGCAUACUCGUCGCCGUGUGUGUACAUAGUCGACGGAGGACGGGAGGACGCACUGGCCUCCUCACCUGGACCGCCAGUAUAAAGAAAUUAUAUGUGUUUCGUACGAUCAUUCUCGCUUCCCGCUGCUUUUUGUUCCGGCUCUGUGGAGGGGCUUCGGGGGCUGCAAAGCGGCACUUUCCUGUUCCUCAUUGUGAUGAGUGAAAUGACUUUUAACAAUUCAAUUUCCAUUCGAAAUUUUGUACAAUACGGUACUCUCUGAAGCCGACUCUUGCCUUUCGAAAAACUUUUGAUAAAAUUUGAGCUCCAAAAUACAUAGUUAACCCGCCUUCAGGCAGUACUGAAACUGUCAAAAUUAAUUAAAAUUCCGUUAGAACGUGUGUGUACCAAAGUUCAAUGAUGAAAAUUCAUCGUUUCGUGAGCGCGUGAAUGGAUUUUGCAAGUCCCCUCCAGCUAGUCUUGGCAGCCUAGCCGUCGGUUUUAUGGCCAACGAUCACACACAAAGGUGUACAUAUUACAUAACACAUUUAGCGGAAUAUUGAGCUACUUAUCAAUACAGGCAACUGGUUCAUCAAGCAGUCGACGCAUAAAUAACUUGCUCAUUAAGUGUCGUGUUUAUACUUGGGCGUCGUUGUUCAUUGUGCGCAGCAUUACUCCCCGAGAUGAAUGCCCUCUGGCGAAAUUUGUUGUGACACGCCAAUUUGCGUUUUUGUCCUCCUUCAUGCCCAUCAUACCAUAACUGUGUAAUAUAAUUUAAUGCGCGGAAAACACAAUGUUGUUGACAUGUACCCUUGUUUUGCUCUGGAUUAAAAUGAAAUGGGUCCAUUAGUGGCGCAGUUAGGUAGUAAGUAAGCAAGCAAGCAAAGCUCCUUUUUUUUAAAAAAAAAAAUCAAUACCUUUGUGAUUGAUGAGGAAAUGUCAUUUGUUUGCGAAAGUAAGCUGUUUUGACGAUCGAUUUGAAUAUGUAAGGGAAGUUUCUUAUCCUGCUAGGAUUAAUCAAAGACGUUUGUGUACAUAAUCGAAACGAUGUUGAGCCGUAGGAUUGUAAGCAUAGGCAGUUAAUGUGACGCCACUGUGGAUCCAGAAGUCAUACAAGCACUGUUGCUUUGCAAUAGAGGAAGACCAUACGCAGCAAAGGACAGCAAUUUGAACCUGUGAUAGCUCCUUUUACGUGUACAGUGGAAAGAAAAUCAUUUCAUCAAAUAAAUGGACAUAAAUAGACGAGA
Molecule: messenger RNA, 2560 nt
Organism: Cloeon dipterum
Lineage: Eukaryota; Metazoa; Arthropoda; Insecta; Ephemeroptera; Baetidae
Product: LIM domain only protein 3-like
Exons: 6
Coding region: 603-1253 (216 amino acids)
Biological process (GO): positive regulation of transcription by RNA polymerase II
Cellular component (GO): nucleus
Molecular function (GO): transcription coactivator activity; DNA-binding transcription factor binding
Source: RefSeq, a predicted model, not a curated record